Blepharisma stoltei is the source of this 348-nucleotide messenger RNA. The record is from the annotation of a GenBank genome assembly. Lineage: Eukaryota; Ciliophora; Heterotrichea; Heterotrichida; Blepharismidae.
AUGAAAUAUUCAUAUAAGCCUUCACACUUGAAUGAAUCAAGAGGACACAAUCAUAUGGUUUUGAUGAAUUUGUAAUACUUACUCAGCCGAACAUUAUUUGCAAUAAUUUGUGGAAUUGUAUCAGGGAUUCUAGGUCUCAAUGGAGUGUCAGGCUUUCUUAUGUUUUUGGCGUAUGGCUGCCUUGGUAGUUUUUUCUUUCUGAUCAAGAUAGGAAAAGGCUAUCUGAGCUACUAUCCUUCGUUUGGAACCAUAUUUAGAACAUGGCUUAGCGGCUUUAUGGAAUACCUACUGAGCUGGAUGUAAGAAGUAUUUAGCGUUUUUUAUAAUAUAAUUUACGUCCUCUCUUAA